This is a messenger RNA of Parascedosporium putredinis, 3162 nucleotides long. Lineage: Eukaryota; Fungi; Ascomycota; Sordariomycetes; Microascales; Microascaceae. The record is from the annotation of a GenBank genome assembly.
AUGGCUCACAGUUAUGAUAUUGGAACGAGGGCUUGGCAGCCUGACCCAACUGAAGGUUGGGUAGCCUCAGAGCUCACAGACAAAACAAUCAAUGGCUCGAAGGCGAGAUUGGUGUUCCAACUAGAUAAUGGCGAGACAAAAACAGUAGAAGUCAACGCUGAUGCUCUCGCAACCGGCUCCGAUCCCGCACUUCCACCACUCAUGAACCCUGCCAUGCUCGAAGCGAGUGAUGAUCUAACUAACUUAUCUCACCUGAAUGAGCCCGCUGUGCUCCAAGCCAUCCGACUCAGAUACGCUCAAAAGGAAAUCUACACUUAUAGUGGCAUUGUGUUAAUCGCAACAAAUCCCUUCGCAAGAGUUGAUUCCCUAUACGUCCCGGGAAUGGUACAGGUUUAUGCGGGCAAACAGAGGGCAACGCAAGCCCCGCAUUUGUUCGCAAUCGCUGAAGAAGCAUUCAUGGAUAUGCUUCGAAGUGGGAAGAACCAGACGAUUGUUGUCUCUGGGGAAUCAGGUGCGGGAAAAACCGUCAGCGCCAAGUAUAUCAUGCGAUAUUUUGCCACGAGAGAGUCACCCGAUAAUCCCGGGACCCGGUCCAAGAAAGGGCCAGAAGCUAUGAGUGAAACGGAAGAGCAAAUUCUAGCCACGAAUCCGAUCAUGGAAGCGUUUGGGAAUGCGAAGACGACCCGGAACGACAACUCAUCUAGAUUCGGGAAAUAUAUCGAGAUAAUGUUCGACAAGCAGACGAACAUUAUCGGAGCAAAGAUUCGAACAUAUCUGUUAGAGCGGAACUCAAUAUUCUACCAAUUGAACACGGUCGUGGUCCGGGAUUCGGUCGCCAAGUUCAUCUACUCAAGCUUGUUUGACUGGCUCGUCGAAACCAUAAACAGAAGCCUCGCCACCGACGAUGUUCUGAAUCGUGUUUCCUCAUUUAUUGGCGUUCUAGAUAUCUACGGCUUUGAGCAUUUCGCGAAAAACUCGUUCGAGCAGUUUUGCAUCAACUACGCGAACGAAAAACUCCAGCAAGAAUUCAAUCAGCACGUUUUCAAGCUUGAACAGGAGGAAUAUCUAAAGGAGCAAAUCGACUGGACCUUUAUUGAUUUCUCAGACAACCAGCCUUGCAUUGAUCUGAUUGAAGGAAAGAUGGGUAUUCUCUCCCUCCUUGAUGAGGAAUCCCGUUUGCCGAUGGGCACGGAUGACCAGUUCGUAACCAAACUACACCACAACUACGCUGCGGACAAACACAAGUUUUUCAAGAAACCGAGGUUUGGAAAGUCGGCCUUUACAGUGUGCCAUUAUGCAAUCGACGUCACUUAUGAGUCUGAAGGUUUUAUCGAGAAGAACCGAGACACGGUGCCUGACGAACACAUGAAGAUUUUACGAGCAACAAGUAACGCAUUUCUACGUCAAGUCCUCGAUGCAGCAUUAGCUGUCCGUGAGAAGGAUUUGGCCUCCUCGACCUCUAAUGCCGUGAAGCCUGCUGCCGGGAGGAAGAUUGGUGUCGCAGUAAACAGGAAGCCUACCCUGGGCGGCAUCUUUCGGUCCUCACUCAUCGAAUUAAUGAAUACCAUUAAUAAUACUGACGUUCACUACAUUCGGUGCAUCAAGCCAAACGAGGCUAAGGAAUCGUGGAAAUUCGAGGGCCCCAUGGUUCUCAGCCAACUUCGCGCGUGCGGUGUGCUUGAAACGGUACGCAUUAGCUGCGCCGGCUAUCCAACCCGUUGGACCUACGAGGAGUUUGCCCUACGCUAUUACAUGCUCGUCCACUCAACUCAAUGGACUUCCGAGAUUAAGGACAUGGCUGACGCAAUCUUGACGAAAGCCCUGGGAAUCAGCUCCGGCCAACGUUCUGAUAAAUACCAGCUUGGUUUAACAAAAAUAUUCUUCCGAGCUGCCGCUGCAAAGGGUUACCUUCGAAGAAAAGAAAUUUUGGAAACGCGGAUUGGAAAUGCGGCCCUUAUCAUUCAGCGUGUCUGGCGGUCCAGGCGGCAGAUGCGCGCGUGGCGACAAUACCGAAAGAAGAUCAUUCUUAUCCAGAGCUUGUGGCGCGGCAGAAGUGCCCGCCGUGAAUAUAAGCAGCGACGCGAGGAAGCACGCGAUCUCAAGCAAAUCUCCUACAAGCUCGAGAAUAAGGUUGUGGAACUCACUCAGACCCUGGGCUCCAUGAAAACACAGAAUAAAACUUUGUUGGCACAGGUUGAUAGCUAUGAAAGCCAGCUAAAAUCAUGGAAGGCACGCCACAAUGCUCUUGAGGCACGCUCUAAGGAACUUCAGGCCGAGGCAAAUCAGGCUGGCAUCGCAGUCGCCCGAUUACAAGCGAUGGAAGAUGAGAUGAAGAAGCUCCAACUCAAUUUCGAAGAUUCUACGUCUAAUAUAAAGCGACUCCAGGAAGAAGAGAAGGCCCUCAGGCAGUCGUUGCGCGCCGCAAAUAUUGAGCUAGACCAAGCACGAGAGGAAAGACUUCAUGUUGAAGAUGAGAAGCUCUCUCUUCGUCAGCAACUAGUCGAGCUGCGAGACCAGCUCGAGAUCGCGAAACGCACGCCUGCCAUGAACGGCGAGGCGGUCAAUAACGGAGUGAUCAACGCCCCCUCAGUCACGAGUGGCUUAAUCAAUUUUGUAUCGUCCAAAACGCCCAAACGUAGGAGUGCCGGUGCCGAGCCUCGAGAGGUCGACCGUUUCAGUGCCACAUACAACCCCCGACCGGUUUCGAUGGCGGUUGCAUCAGGAAUACGUGGGCAGAACUUGCCUGGUGCGGCGUUCAUCCCUGGGGUGGACAACAUCGAGCUUGAGCUUGAAACUCUGCUCGCAGAUGAGGAGGGACUAAACGAAGAGGUGACGAUGGGUCUAAUUCGAAAUCUUAAGAUCCCGUCACCUAACACCAACCCACCACCAUCCGACAAAGAGGUUCUAUUCCCUUCGUAUCUGAUCAACCUUGUUACAUCGGAAAUGUGGAACAAUGGAUUUGUCAAAGAAUCGGAACGGUUCUUGGCCAAUGUCAUGCAGUCCAUUCAACAAGAGGUGAUGCAACACGACGGUGACGAGGCCAUAAGCCCUGGUGCGUUUUGGCUAUCUAAUGUCCACGAGAUGCUAUCCUUCGUCUUCCUUGCAGAAGACUGGUACGAAGCCCAAAAGACCGACAAUUACGAUCUCUUCCAGGAUUUGUAA